AUGGGCCCGCAGCUGCAUCCAAUGCCAACGCGCCAAGAUCUCUCGCCAUGUCUCCUCACCUGUCGGCACAUUCGCACCACCUUCUGCCAGGUUCGAACAUAUACAUAUAGACAUCAUAAUCAUGCCACUGUCAGAGGGAUGCCGAUACUGCCUGACUACUGCCUGGUAGACCGAUACUCUCGCUGGCCAGAAGCUGUUCCCCUGCACGACCAAGAAGCUUCAACUGUCGCACGUGCUCUCUACGAUGGAUGGAUAUCUCGGUUUGGCACGCCAUUGAGAAUAACCACGGAUCAAGGUAGGCAGUUUGAGUCAUAUCUUUUCAAGCAAUUGAAUUACUUGUUAGGUACGACUCACCUGAGAACAACCGCAUACCACCCUUCAGCCAACGGCAUGGUUGAACGGUUACACCGUCAACUAAAAGCAGCAAUCAUGUGCCAACAGCAACAUCGAUGGACACAGAGCCUUUCUACCGUCUUGCUGGGCAUCCGCUCAGCCUGGAAAGAAGACCUGCAAGCCACGGCAGCCGACAUAGUCUACGGGCAGUCGCUACGUCUUCCGGGCGAGUUCUUAGGAUCUCUACACCGCGACAACGCAACAGACAACGUAACAGAUUUCGUCAAGGAGCUACGCCAACACCUGAGGGAAUUGAGACCGACGAAGGUAUCUCGUCAUGGUACGGGUAAGACGUUCGUGUUCAAGGACCUUGCUACCUCGGAGGAAGUCUUUGUACGCCACGAUAGUCUCAAACAGCCUCUGCAACAACCGUAUGACGGUCCAUACAAAGUAAUUAAACGAGCAGAGAAGACGUUCGUGGUUUGCAUGAACGGCCGUGACGUUACGGUUUCCAUCGAUCGCCUUAAACCAGCGUACAUCAUGGCCGAUGAUCCACUCGUCUCUCAGGAAAGCAACAACGAUCAGAACCUUUCAGGCCCCUCCGAAAAGGACGCAGUAAUCACAGACCUACCAGAUACACACAAACACACACAGCAGAAAACAACACUAGAAAACUCGACCAAGCACAUAACCAAAUCAGGCAGACGUGUCCGCUUCCCGGACCGGCUACAGGGAGGAUUUUCAUAA
Camponotus floridanus (Florida carpenter ant) is the source of this 1080-nucleotide messenger RNA. RefSeq lists its product as uncharacterized. Gene Ontology annotation, biological process: DNA integration. The record is from RefSeq and is a predicted model, not a curated record. Gene Ontology annotation, molecular function: nucleic acid binding. The transcript has a single exon. Bases 1 to 1080 code for a protein of 359 amino acids. Lineage: Eukaryota; Metazoa; Arthropoda; Insecta; Hymenoptera; Formicidae.